GGAUAUUAGUAGCGCGCCAACUGCAGAACAGCAAAAACGUAACCAAGCGAUACCUGGAUAUAUUGUGUCUAAGCCCCAAAUAGUUUGAUCUUUAAAUCACACACACUCACACAACACAACACACAAUGAAGUGCUUCAUUUUGGCUGCGCUGUUGCUGGCCACCGCCGCCAGUGGCGAGAACAUCUUCAAAAUAAACAUCACGCCAGAGGAGGCACAACAGUUUCUAAACAGCGCCCAGUUGCGUGGCAUUGGAGAUAUCGAGUUUGCCCCAAAGACUGGGGAGAAUCCCCUGCCCGAGGCCAGGAAUGAGCAGGGACAGUUCGUGUACAUGGGUCGUGUGAUCGAGCAUCCCGAGGAGUAUGUGGAGGAGCACUACGACGCCCAUCAGUACCAUGGACAGGAUGGUCUGGGACAGUUUGCGUACGGCUACAGGGACUGGAAUCAGGGAAAGAACGAGAAGCGUGACGAGACCGGAAAAGUCACCGGAUCCUAUAAGUAUGUCCAGCCCCAUGGCCGCGACUUUAUCGCCAACUACUAUGCCGACAAGUCUGGUUUCCAUGUCGAGGACAAUCGUCCCGCCCAUCUGAAGUUGCCAGCCACCAAGACCCCAGCCGUUCUGAAGGCCGAGGAGGAGCACUUCAGGCUGUGGGGAGAGCUGGCCGCCGCCGCUGGUCACAAUCCCGAUCCAUAUGCCGCCGAGUACCAACAGGAGGGUCGCUACCAGCCGACGGAUGCCGAGACCCGCGAAUACGUGCACGAGGAGCCCGCCUAUGUGCCUGGACCCGAGGAGACUGGCGAGCCCAAGGGCUUCUUCUAUGCCUUCGACUACAAUGUGCCGCUGCUGCGUAACAAGGAGGAGCGCGCCGAACUGGAGCGUCUGAGGGCCGUCAACAACAAGGAUGAGUAGGACCUUCGGUCGCCCUGUAUAGGAAGUUCUGUAGAAAGUAGCAGCAUAUUCAUCAGCAUAUCUUAGAUAUCAAGUAUUUAUUACCUCCUUUGAAAUAAAUUGCAGAUUAAACUACA
Drosophila obscura is the source of this 1024-nucleotide messenger RNA. RefSeq lists its product as uncharacterized. NCBI's taxonomy places the organism in Eukaryota, Metazoa, Arthropoda, Insecta, Diptera, Drosophilidae. Bases 126 to 908 code for a protein of 260 amino acids. Gene Ontology annotation, molecular function: structural constituent of chitin-based larval cuticle. The record is from RefSeq and is a predicted model, not a curated record. The transcript has 2 exons. Gene Ontology annotation, cellular component: chitin-based extracellular matrix.